Messenger RNA from Prunus persica (peach), 873 nucleotides. RefSeq lists its product as uncharacterized. Bases 1 to 873 code for a protein of 290 amino acids. NCBI's taxonomy places the organism in Eukaryota, Viridiplantae, Streptophyta, Magnoliopsida, Rosales, Rosaceae. The transcript has a single exon. The record is from RefSeq and is a predicted model, not a curated record.
AUGUAUGCUAAAUUCUUGAAAGAGCUUCGUACAAUGAGGAGGAGGAUUUCCAACAAAGAAGUGGUAAGGGCAAGUGAGAAUGUUUCUGCAGUUUUGCAACGAAAACUGCCACCUAAAUGCAAAGAUCCAGGUAGUUGCACAAUCCCUUGUGUUAUUGGUAACACCAAGUUUGAACAUGCCAUGUUAGAUUUAGGUGCUUCCAUUAACGUCAUGCCAUACUCUAUUUAUGCAUCUAUGAACUUAGGAGAGCUUAAAAACGAUGGCGUUAUAAUUCAAUUAGCCGAUCGUUCUAAUACAUAUCCGAAAGGAGUUUUGGAAGAUGUUUUGGUGCAGGUGAUAUUUCCAGCAUAUUUUUAUGUGCUUGAGAUGGAGGAUUUGGCCCAUUCUACACCAUUGCCAAUCUUACUUGGACGACCUUUCAUGAAAAUAGCCCGAUCCAAGAUCGAUGUGUUCAAGGGGACGUUGACAAUGGAAUUUGAUGGCAAUAUCAUUGAUUUUCAUAUUUUUGAAGUCAUAAGGUACCCAAUUGUUGAUCACUCAUGUUUCUCUAUUGAUGCAUUUGAUUCUUUGGCUCAGGAAUAUCUCGAAUCCCUAGAUAGGGAUGCCCUUGAAACCACUAUUGCUCAAGGAAUUGAACUCAUCACCAAUGGGGCUGAACCUAAUCAUGAAGAAAUUGGCGAGAUGGUGGCUGCCCUUGAGUCAUUGCCACAAUAUGUUGGUAAGCCUCCAAUCCCAAUUCCAAUUCCCGUUUCUACUAACAAGUUGUUACCUUCGGUGAUUCAGGCACCCACUCUUGGGCUUAAACCGUUACCGAAUCAUUUGAAGUAUGUCUUCUUAGGAGAUAAAGAGACUUUGCCCGUCAUAGUCUCUUAA